AUGGAACCUCGUGAAUCCCACAUGCUUGAUGAACAGUGCGAAUUUCCCCGAACGGCAACGCCGGACACAGUGAUUGAAGACACGACUGCGUUCUUCGAAGAUGUCCAGGUGGAUGAAGGUGAACAUGUUUCAGAUGCCGUCAAGAGCGAUGGAAUCCGAUUUAGUGACGACGCAUAUCCUGUUGUGAGUCCACAGAUGACGGAGAACGUUACUCUUCCUGUUGAUUUGAAUCCGCCUUUUCGAAGCGACUUCGAUGAAGUGAUGUUGAUGUUCUUUUAUGUUUUCAUGGAUAUUGAUUCAAUUUUAUUUCUUUCAAAGUUUUUUUCUCGAAAAUAUGUGUCGCAGACAGAGCUUGAAGAUGCCAUCGAGAUCUCACGCGGGUUCGUUCCCGAUGCCCUAUCAGCAAAGGAUGGGAUAAAGCAUGAAGUUCGACCCUCAUGCGGUUAUGACCAUGAAAAGCGCUCAGAAGAGUGCAAAAAAGUCGUACAAUUUUUGAACAACCUCAAGGAGAACCCUGAAUGGGCACGCUCCAUUCCCUUCGUGAAGUUAAACGCUGCUGUACCUAAAAAUGUUCAGAUGGAUUUAGCAACUUAUGCCUGUUUAAAUGUUAAUGUCCGUCCAAAGUAUAUGGUGAUGUUGACAAAGAAUGUAGACCACAAUGAUCUCGCAUUCUUAAUCAAGAAAGCUUUUGAACCGGCCGAUGACAUUCCUCUAGACAGGACGCUUUUCCGCUUGUACUGCAGAAAUGCUGUGUCGGGCAUGAGAUCACUGUUGAAGUGUCUAUUGGAAGCAGCGAGUUCAUCACCCGUUCUGCAAAUUGAAAAUUCGAAAAUUCUUGGGGAAAUGACGUACAACGGAUCGAGACUACGCAUGAAGACAUCCGAUCUGAAAGCUUUUUGUAAAGUUGAAGAGCACGGAAGGGCUCUGGGAAUGCGGUUCGUCACUUCUUUUUCUUGUCGUUCUUCAACCGACCGCAGGCGCACAUUAGAGAUUCGCUAUUACGACGAACAGAAAGCAAAUGGUGAACGUGUAACGUAUCUACAUCUGGAUCACGAGGCCACUAAUCGCCAAGGCAUAGCGUUUGGUGAUGAUCAGAGUGAGAUUUUUUUUGAUGUAGAUACAGAAGUGAUCGCUUUUACAGAGCUAUCUCUGGAGAAGGGGCCUAAAACUAAUCGAGAGAAAGUGACACAGAUCAUGUUUGAGAGUUUCAAUACGCUCGGUAUGUACAUAGCUAUCCAAGCUCUGCCGUCGUUACCCGCUUCCGGGCGUACUACUGGAGUAUACGCUGUAGCCCAUGAUGUCUUCCGUCUCGACCUUACGUAUCUAACUGACUACAUGAUGAUUCUUGGUGAACAAAGCUACUGGUUCAGCACCACUGCAGAGCGCGAAAUUGUCCGCAAACUUAAAGAAAAGUUGUGUUGGACUGCUUUAGAUUUUGAAAAGGAAAUGGCCAUAGUUGCCUCACCGCCCUCUAUCCACACCACGUUUGAGCUUCCUGAUGGCAAAUUAAUUUUCGUUGGACCUGAGCGUUUCCGUUGCCUUAAAACUUUCCCAGAUCUGUACAUUAGAAUGUGCUUCUUUCAUUCCUUUGAAAAACCGUCACUACUCGGGUUGGAAGCGGCUGGAAUCCAUGAGGCCGCGUUUAACUCGAUGAUAAAGCGCAUUAUUGAUAUCCGAAAAGAUCUGUGGGCCAACACUAUCUUGACAGAAGGAAAGACCUUGUAUGCCGGCCUUGCUCAACGUAUGGACCAAUAA
Angiostrongylus costaricensis is the source of this 1755-nucleotide messenger RNA. The record is from the annotation of a GenBank genome assembly. NCBI's taxonomy places the organism in Eukaryota, Metazoa, Nematoda, Chromadorea, Rhabditida, Metastrongylidae.